AUGUAUGAAAGUGAGGUGAGGUGUGGAACCAAUUAUCAAAAGCUUGUCUGCGAUUAUAAUGUUGAAGAGACUAUAUGUUGUCUGAGUAUCCAAGAAAUGGCCAUCAAAGGUGAUGAACCACCUCCUGAAUAUAUUGUCACAGAGAGCAAGUUUGGAGCUAUAGAGUCCUCACCAGAAUUGGGUCAAAUCCCCACCAUUGAUAUCAGUCUCUUCUCCCCAUCAUCAAUUGGUACUAAGGAAGCAGAGAUCGAACUAAACAAACUCAGAUCAGCUCUCAGCUCAUCAGGCUGCUUCCAGGCAAUAGGUCAUGGGAUUUCAAGUUCCUUUCUGGACAAGGUACGCGAAGUUGCAACACAAUUCUUUGAACUUCCAGUGGAAGAGAAGCAAAAAUAUUCCAGAGAAAUUUAUGGUGGGCGUGAAGGGUUUGGAGAGGAUCUCAUUGUAUCAGAGAAACAAGUUCUCGAUUGGUCGUACCGCCUAAUUCUUAAUGUGUUCCCUGAAGAUCAUAGAAAGCUCGAUCUCUGGCCAGAAAAUCCAUAUGAUUUUGGAGAGGUUGUGCAUGAAUAUGCAACAAAGGUAAAGUGUAUGAUGGGUGUGCUGUUUAAGGCCAUGGCAAAAUCGUUGAAUUUGGAGAAGAACAGCUUUUCAGAUUACAUGUUUGGAGAGGGAGCUCUGAUGCAAGCAAGAUUCAACUUCUAUCCGCGGUGUUCAAGAUCCGAUCAGGUCCUUGGUGUCAAGCCACAUACAGAUAGGUCAGGAGUGACAGUUCUGUUGCAAGACAAAGAAGUUGAAGGUCUUCAGGUUUUGGUAGAUGGGAAAUGGGUUAGAGUCCCCAUUGUGCCUCAUGCAAUAGUUGUUAAUCUUGGUGAUCAAAUGCAGAUUAUGAGUAAUGGUAUCUUCAAGAGCCCAAUGCACAGGGUUGUGACAAAUCCAGACAGAAUGAGACUAUCUGUGGCCUUGUUUAAUGAACCUGAUCCUGAAACUGAGAUUAGUCCUGUGGAGAAAUUGAUAGAUGAGACAAGGAUAAGGUUAUAUAAAACUGUCAAGAAUUAUGGUCGUAUCAACUAUGAAUGCUAUCAGAGAGGAGAGAUAGCACUUGAAACAGUAAAAAUCUGAUAUAAUUUCUUUUCCUUUGUAAUAAUUUUCCAGCUUUCAUAUGAAAGAAGUUAAAUACAUUAAGGCUGGUUUUUGUAUUGACCUGUUGUUUACUGUGAUGAUUCAUUGCUGUAUAAGGAUGGUUGUUUAAUUUAAUUACUAAGUUAAUCAUGUAUGAAAGUGAGGUGAGUUGUGUAACCAAUUAUCAAAAGUUUGCAUAAGAUUAUAAUAAAAUGCUGUUAUUUCUGU
This is a messenger RNA of Fragaria vesca subsp. vesca, 1344 nucleotides long. Its product is annotated as protein SRG1-like. The record is from RefSeq and is a predicted model, not a curated record. Lineage: Eukaryota; Viridiplantae; Streptophyta; Magnoliopsida; Rosales; Rosaceae. The transcript is spliced from 5 exons. Bases 1 to 1116 code for a protein of 371 amino acids.